AUGUUCUGGAAUCUCGCCCUCACAACAGGCCUCAUGGCCUCCCUCGCCACCGCCUCCUCCGGCCCCGUCGCCAUCCGCGAAGACCUCGUGACCCUCAACUCCCGCGACGUUCUCGAGCGCGGCUACGGCGAAGUCACCUCGGGCCACGGCCUCCUCAAGCGCCAGACCGCCCAGGACCCCAACCGCCGCUUCGAGUCCACCGUCACCCUCAACCCGGACGGCAGCAUCAACCUCGACCUCGACACCACCUCGGGCGUCUUCGAGGCCGAUCUCCGCGUCUACAAGUUCAACGAGCCCAACGGCGCCUUUGCCGGCAUCGCCCCGUCCCAGAUCGGCGUCGGCCUCAUGUACCUCGGGGCUUCCGUCUCUCCCGUUAGCGCCGAUACGAUGCGCAACUUGUCCGCCAACGCGACGCCCAACCAGGCUCAGAGGAGGCAGGAGGUGACGAGCAACAACGGCACCAUCUCGCAGCCCGAGGGUGGGCCGGAUCUGGAGCUGCUCCAGCAGUACCUCCUCGUCGGCCAGAUCGACAACACGCGGAUGCAGCCCAACCUCAGCAUGGCCGAGCUCGAAGCCCUCGUCAUGCCCAUCCUCACCCUCACCGCCCAAAACUCCACCGGCCAGACCGUAUCAACCAACGUCUCCUCCAACGAAGCCGUCUUCGUCACCGGCGUCUUCUCCCGCGAGAUCGUCAUGUCCGACUUCGCCCUCGCCUCCGCCGCCGUCGACAUGAAACUCGACCAGCUCUCCAACAGGACCGUCGCCUUCGUCCUGCCCGGCGUCCAAAUCAUGAUUUACCCCAUCGGCCUCAUCAUCACCUCCAUCUGGCUCGUCGUUGGCCUCAUCGCCUACGGUAUCGGUACCUAUGACCGGAUACGAUACGCCGAUGCGUACAAGAGGAGGGCGGCCAGGGCCAACGACACCAAGGGCAGGAUAUAA
Molecule: messenger RNA, 939 nt
Organism: Parascedosporium putredinis
Lineage: Eukaryota; Fungi; Ascomycota; Sordariomycetes; Microascales; Microascaceae
Source: the annotation of a GenBank genome assembly